Molecule: messenger RNA, 4157 nt
Organism: Misgurnus anguillicaudatus (oriental weatherfish)
Lineage: Eukaryota; Metazoa; Chordata; Actinopteri; Cypriniformes; Cobitidae
Gene: ano3
Product: anoctamin 3
Biological process (GO): chloride transmembrane transport
Cellular component (GO): plasma membrane
Molecular function (GO): chloride channel activity; protein dimerization activity
Source: RefSeq, a predicted model, not a curated record
CAGAGACACAGCCACGCGAUCACGCUAUACUUUCACAUGUCUCCUGCCUCUUUUAUCAUCGUCAUUAUCAAAGCUACCGGGAAGCAUGGUGCAUCACUCGGGAUCCAUACAGUCCUUCAAGCAGCAAAAGGGUAUGCACAACAGUAUCAGUGAGAUUUUAAAGGAGAAGACCCUGAAGUCGUCUCGCCGCAGUUUGCCAUGUCUGGCGCAGAGUCAGACGCAUCCUCAAAACCUCAACAGCUUCCUGUCUGUGCCUCUGAGUCCUGAACCCAAAACAUACACAAGCAGCAUCAGUGCCUCCUGUACACACAUCACACCUCCUCCUCCCACCGCAGACACGGGUCAAGAUGCUUGUACGGAAGAGAGAGAGGUGGGGGAUUUUGAGCCUAAAACAGAUGAGGUGCUCCUUGUCAAGAAAAAGCCGAUGUCCAGAGGAAAACUAGAGGCCCGUACAGAAUCCAUACAGGGGAACAACCUGGACAACCCCUCUGGAUUGAUGUUUCGAGAUGGGAAGAAACGCAUCGACUACAUCUUAGUAUAUAAGAAAUCCAGUCCUCAGGUGGAGAAGAGGUGCACAUUUGAGAGGAAUCUUCGGGCAGAGGGUAUAAUGCUGGAAAAGGAGCCCUCAUUAACCAACAGUGAUAUCAUGUUUGUGAAGAUUCAUGCGCAGUGGGACACGUUGUGUAAAUAUGCUGAGCAGAUGAACAUCAGAAUGCCCUUUAGGAGAAAGUGUUACUUCACAGACUGGAAGAAAAAAAAUCUGGGCAGUCCAUUUCAGCUGAAAUUUCGUCAGGUAAAAAGUUGGUUGCCCAGGAACCCCAUGAAACUGGACAAAGAGGCGUUACCAGAUCUAGAAGAAUCCGACUGCUACACGGCGCCCUUCAGCAGGGCUAGAAUGCACCAUUUUAACAUCCACAACAAAGAGACUUUUUUCUCAACCUCGACAAGGAGCAGAAUAGUACAUCAUGUACUACAGCGGAUGAAGUAUGAGGAUGGGAAAUCUAAGAUGGCUCCACCAUUGUGUUGUCUGUAUCUGCUUAAUUAUUAUGGUCAUCGCGAGCGGCUCCUCAUGGGCCAGUCAGGGAGUGCAUGGGAAGGCAUCAAUCGGUUACUUGGCAACAGCACGUACGAGGCAGCGUUUCCUCCACAUGAGGGAAGUUAUAAAAGUAGACAUCCGAUAAAGACUCACGGCGCCCAGAACCACAGACACCUUCUCUAUGAAAGAUGGGCACGCUGGGGAAUGUGGUACAAAUACCAGCCAUUAGACCUCAUUCGGCGGUACUUCGGGGAGAAGAUCGGCCUGUAUUUUGCAUGGUUGGGCUGGUACACAGGUAUGCUGAUCCCUGCCGCCCUAGUCGGCCUCUUCGUUUUUCUCUAUGGUCUGUUCACCAUGGACUCUAGCCAAGUAAGUAAAGAGAUCUGUGAGGCCCACAGCACCAUCAUGUGCCCCAUGUGCGAAGGCAACUGUAGCUCCUGGACGCUGAGUGACAGCUGUGUCUAUGCAAAGGUGACCCAUCUUUUUGAUAAUGGAGGCACAGUCUUCUUUGCUAUCUUCAUGGCAAUAUGGGCCACCGUGUUCCUUGAGUUCUGGAAGAGGAGGAGGGCGGAGCUCACCUAUGACUGGGAUUUGAUCGACUGGGAGGAAGAGGAGUGUAAAUCCUGUGUCAUGAUGUGUUCUGAGGAGCUACGGCCCCAGUUUGAAGCCAAAUACUCACGGAAGGAGAGAGUAAACCCCAUCUCAGGAAAACCAGAACCCUUCCAGCCCUUCACAGACAAAUUCAGCCGGCUUAUGGUGUCUGUUUCGGGAAUCUUCUUUAUGAUCUCUUUAGUUCUGACAGCCGUGUUUGCCGUGGUGGUUUUCCGGCUCAUUGCCAUGGAGAAGUUUGCCUCCUUCCAGUGGGAGUUUGUGAAGAAGAACUGGCAGUUUGCCACCUCAGGCACUGGAGUUUGCAUUAACUUUAUGAUCAUCAUGUCUCUUAAUGUGGUCUAUGAGAAAGUGGCAUAUCUACUUACAAACCUGGAACACCCGAGGACAGAGUCCGAAUGGGAAAAUAGCUUUGCCCUCAAGAUGUUCCUCUUCCAGUUUGUCAAUCUCAACAGCUCCACCUUCUACAUAGCAUUUUUUUUAGGAAGGUUUGCUGGCAGGCCGGGCGACUAUAAUAAGCUGUUUAACCGAUGGAGGAUGGAGGAGUGUCACCCCAGUGGUUGUCUGAUUGACUUGUGCCUACAAAUGGGGGUAAUCAUGGUGUUCAAACAAAUCUGGAACAACUUCAUGGAGCUGGGCUACCCACUGCUGCAGAAUUGGUGGUCUCAGCGUAAGAUCAAGCGUGCAGGUGAGCCGAGUAGGAGUAAAGAAAAGCUUCCUCAGUGGGACAGAGACUGGAACCUUCAGCCCAUGAAUGCACACGGCCUGGUAGACGAGUACCUGGAAAUGGUUUUGCAGUUUGGCUUCACCACAAUUUUCGUGGCGGCCUUUCCUCUGGCUCCACUGCUGGCUUUGCUCAACAACAUCAUUGAAAUCCGAUUGGACGCCUACAAGUUUGUCACACAGUGGAGGCGACCAAUGCCAGCCCGUGCUACUGAUAUCGGCAUCUGGCAUGGUAUCCUGGAGGGAAUUGGAGUUGUGGCAGUCAUAACCAAUGCUUUUGUCAUCGCCAUUACUUCAGACUACAUCCCUCGCUUUGUCUAUGCGUUCAAAUACGGUCCCUGUGUGGACAAGGGUUACCGGCAUGAGAAAUGUCUUCGAGGAUACCUGAACAACAGCUUGUCUGUUUUUGAUAUGGGCGAGCUUAAAAACGGAAGUUAUCACACACGAUAUUGCAGAUAUCGGGAUUACAGAGCGCCUCCAUGGAGUCCUGAGCCGUAUGAGUUCACCCUCCAGUUCUGGCACGUUUUGGCUGCCAGACUAGCCUUCAUCAUUGUCUUUGAGCAUCUGGUGUUUGGCAUUAAGACCUUCAUAGCCCACAUGAUUCCAGACAUGCCCAAAGACUUGUGCGAUCGCAUGCGUAGAGAGAAAUACCUGAUGCAGGAAAUGAUGUACGAGGUGGAACUGGAGCAUUUGCAGAACGAACGGAAAAAUAACGGCAAACAGUAUCACCACGAGUGGCCUUAGCCGUGCCAGCCCACGAACACACACAUUUACACGUACAUGCUCGCAUUUACACGAAAGCACAUCAGGACUGGGAAGGACGUACAUGCUCAACCAUGCUGCGGCCUUGGACAGCUAGCUUUAUUGAAUCCAUGCAUGGGCUGCCCAAUUCAGAUUUUAAUUUCUGUGUUGAACCAGGGAGAGAACUCUGUGGUUGAGGUCAAAACCUGAUCUCCGGCUGGGCCUUUAGAGCCUGGAGUUGGCAGCUGUGCUCUGCACCAAAGAGGUUCUUCUCAGUCACAUGACGCCUGCCUGAGACCUCCAAUCAUCUGUCCUUUCAUCCCCCUGAGGGUGUUUACAUGCUAGAGAUAGCUUGGGUGUCUAGAGGUGUUUACGAUGACAGAAAGACCCAGAACAGUUUGAAAUCAAGUAGGAAAAAACAAUUUGGACGAAAGCAUGAUUCACCUUUCCAAAAUUUUUAAUUCUCCACCGAAUGAAUUUAACGUGUUCAAAUUAACUCUAGCGUCUUGGUGUCUUGAGUCGCUUUUCUUAAGGUGGUAAAGAUCGUUCGGGCGAACACACAUCCUUCUUAGCAUGGCCUGCACUGGCACUGGUCAAGUAUUUCUCGUCUCGGUAUUUCUUGUCUCGUCUUGAUGAAAACAGAGCGUCUGUGCAGCUGGAUUGUUUACUAUGCAGAUGAAGGGCUUUGGAGUUCCUGUUUCUGCUUGCCUACUCGUCUACCUGUUUCUCACUCUGUGUGUGGCAGCUAGCAUCCCUCUGUGAAGCGGCUCUCUACGUGUAGCCAGGCAAAGUAACAACGUUAACACAAAAUAAUACAGUUUUUACCAAUACUAACUCAUACCAACGCCCUCUCGCGUCGCUUGCCGGCAUCUCACAUUGUGAUCUUUGUUACAGAGGUGGUGAAGAUUACCAAAUAAAAUUAAGUUUGUUUAUGCAAAGGACAGUUUUACUGUAAUUUAUAGCCCUAAAAAAGAUAUGCAGUUUUAUGUUUCAAUACAAGUAGUUUUGUCAAGGCAAAAUAAAAAACAGCAAAUAGCCAACUUGGGCA